AUGAGGAGGUUGCAGUCCAUGAGAUGGUUUUGUUUUCCCUGGUUGAGGAGAGAGACCUCACAGACUGAGACCAGCCCACUCAUACCAAAGACAGACACAGAUAGAGAGUUGUCAGGAGUCCUUCAGGGGACUGAUGAGAGCAGCACAGAAGAACAGGCUCCAGAACCAGGACCGAAUGAUGGACCAGAGAACCAGGGUAGAACCAGGGAGGUAAAACCCAGAGCCCGUAGCAGGCCCUUCUCCCUGAGAGACUGUCUUCUCAAGUACCUCCUGUUCUUCAGCAACCUCCUCUUCACGGUGCUAGGCCUGGUGGUCCUGGCCCUGGGACUGUGGGGCCUCAUCAACAAGGAAUCCUUCGCUCAGGAGAAAAUAGGACAGAUCAGCACCGACCCCAUGCUGGUGUUUGUGAUACUGGGCUUGGUGCUGUCUACCCUCUGCCUGUCAGGCUGUGUGGGGGCUCUGAGAGAGAACUGCUGCCUGCUCCAGGUCUUCUCAGCCACCGUGCUGGUCCUGGUAGCAGCCCAGGUCCUAGCGGCCAUCGUGGCAUACAGCCUGCAGGGACAGAUAGAGGGAUACCUGAGGUCAGGUAUGCUGGCUGCCAUGGUACGUUACCAGGAUGACCUGGACCUGAGGUUCAUCACAGAUGAGAUCCAGAUAGGACUGCAGUGCUGCGGGGCCGACAACUACAGAGACUGGGAGGUCAACAUGUACUAUAACUGCUCUGCCCCGGGGGUGCUGUCCUGUGGGGUCCCUGCUACCUGCUGUGUGGACCCCCUGGAGAACGGCACCGUGUGGAACUCCCAGUGUGGAGUAGGAUCCCAGCAGCUGGAUGAGUUCUCUGCUCAGAGCGUCAUCUUCCUGGGGGGCUGUCUGGGGGGCAUGUCCCGCUGGAUAGAGCAGCACACAGGCCUGAUAGGAGCCGUGGGUAUCGUCCUACUGGGGAUUCAGAUCAUCACUCUGUUCAUCACCACACGACUGAUGGAUAAAAUCCAGUGCAGUAAAGCUACAAGUUAA
Messenger RNA from Salvelinus namaycush (lake trout), 1014 nucleotides. RefSeq names its product tetraspanin-10-like. The record is from RefSeq and is a predicted model, not a curated record. The transcript has 3 exons. Gene Ontology annotation, cellular component: membrane. Bases 1 to 1014 code for a protein of 337 amino acids. Lineage: Eukaryota; Metazoa; Chordata; Actinopteri; Salmoniformes; Salmonidae.